AUGGUGAACGGCGGGGUGGCUUCUAACGCGGAUUAUCCGUACGCGGGCGCGAUUAACUCGACCUGUGCAAGCGUCUCGAAGUUGAAGCUCAAGGCGAAGAUCAACGGGUGGGAGAAGGUGCCGGCGCGGAGCAACACGGCGCUGAUGAAGGCCGUGGCGCAGCACCCCGUGCUCGUGUACAUCGCCGGCAGUAGCAACGACUUCAUCAAUUACUCGGGUGGGAUUUUUUUCGGGCAGUGCAGCGGCGAAAUCGACCACGCGGUGUUGGUCGUGGGCUACAGUCUCGUCGACCCAAACUCGCCCGUCUGGAUUGUUAAAAACACCUGGGGAUCCUCCUGGGGUGAAGGCGGUUACAUGAGGCUACCGAUGCUGGCGGACGGGCCUGGCAAGUGUAAUAUGUUAAGCGAACGGGGUAUUUACCCUACCUUUUACGAUAAGACCAAGGGAGCGGCUCUCUGCAAGCUCCCGAUCAAUCCUUGCGGAGGCGGGACGUGUGUGGUGACGAACGGUGGUGCGCGGUGCAAUUGCCCGCCUGGGUAUGUAGAGAGACUGGAGAACGACGCGCCUAAGUGCACGGUGGCUACACCUUGUGAUGCGAAUCCGAAUCCGUGCGGUAUCGGGACAUGCUACAACGAGUUCGAUGGCAGCUACACUUGCGCAUGCCCUGCUGGCUCGGUUAUCGGUUCGCGUGUUGAGGGCAGCAUGACUUGCGUGCUCGGCACUUUCCAAUCGGGUCUCCAAACUUACACAAUUCUGCUAGGCGACACCUGCCAAACCGUUGCCAGCACGUUUGGAUUCACCAUAGACUUUCUCCAAACCAAGAAUCCGUUCCUCGACUGCUCGCAACCACUCACCCCUGGUUACGUCAUUCUCGUCGGUUCGACAAACACCACUUUAGGCUGCUCCGCGAUGGAUAUAGUUAGUCCCGGCGACACAUGUAGCACAGUUGCUACACGCAACAACAUCACUGUACGCCAGCUGUUAGGGAUCAACCCAACCCUCAACUGCAACGUGUCGCUGCAGCGGUCGCAGAUGCUGUGCGUCGCACCAGGGGCCCUGUCGUCCACGUCGCCGUUGAUCCGUUCGUGCGGGCGCGUGUACAACGUGGGCCCGCAGGACAGGUGCACAGACAUCGCCCGCGGGUUCAACAUCUCGCUCAUCGAUUUCGUCUGGCUGAAUCCGGGGCUUCGGUGUGACGACAACCCCAUCAGCAAUGCCAUUGCAGUCUGCGUGGCUCCUCUCACCACUGAGUUUAUCACAGUGGAUUGCAACUCGUGGUACACAGUCACACAGGCGGACACGUGCUCUCUCAUGGCCAAUUCCGUCGGCCUCACAGUCAACCAGUUCCUCCGCCUCAACCCGGGCCUCAGGUGCUACCCACCCUACCUUCAAAUCGGACAGAGAGUCUGUGUGAACGGCACAACACAGUCCAUGACCAAGUAUCCGCUCUCUCCAAACGUCAUCCCCUACUCCGUGGGGCUUUGCCCUGCCGCUCGUGCGAUCUGGGCCGUGCAAUCUGUGCAACGAGGGGAUCUGCCAGAACCGGACGGCAAUAGAACCUGUUCCAAACACGUGCCCUGCGCCGCCCGGCAUGUGCCCGUUCCCAACGUGGCCUCUCACUCCGGAUUAUUUCUACUACUGCCCAUGGAUGUUCAAAUCGCAGUGUGA
Molecule: messenger RNA, 1668 nt
Organism: Closterium sp. Naga37s-1
Lineage: Eukaryota; Viridiplantae; Streptophyta; Zygnematophyceae; Desmidiales; Closteriaceae
Source: the annotation of a GenBank genome assembly